Molecule: messenger RNA, 243 nt
Organism: Microthlaspi erraticum
Lineage: Eukaryota; Viridiplantae; Streptophyta; Magnoliopsida; Brassicales; Brassicaceae
Source: the annotation of a GenBank genome assembly
AUGAGCGUUUGGGAAUCCGAUUUCACCCAAAGGUUUGUCCGGUCUCUGGUGCGUGCUUGGAUGAGAGCUUCUCGUAUUGCUAGCGCUUCCGCUAUCUGCAAUCGGCUCUCCAAGCCCCAUCCUAAAGACCUACUUGCGCUCGCACCGCUGAUCCGCUAUUCACAUCGGCCAGGUACUGAUCUGAUCCUGCCUUUCCCUCAAUUUCUCACCCGCGGAUUGUUGAUUCUUUUUCAGGAGAUUUGA